AUGUAUAGCGCCGCAUCGAGAGUCCUGAUGGGCCGCGCCGCCCGCGGCUUCCACACCACAUCGCGCCGCAUGACCGACGCUCCUCUGGUGGCCAAGAAGCCCAUGGGCGCAUUCCGGGGAGGUAUCUUUGGCUUCCUCCUCGGAUCCACUCUUGCCGGCACCAGCGUCUAUUCGUAUCUCGUGCAAGAGUACAAGACCUCCAACGACUUGCUUACCGAGGAUAUUUACACACUGCAAGCUUCCGUCACCCGAUUGACCAAUUACGUCAAGAAAAUUGAGCAAAUAGCCCAGGAAAAGAAGAAAUAA
This is a messenger RNA of Beauveria bassiana ARSEF 2860, 306 nucleotides long. RefSeq lists its product as uncharacterized. The record is from RefSeq and is a predicted model, not a curated record. The transcript has 3 exons. NCBI's taxonomy places the organism in Eukaryota, Fungi, Ascomycota, Sordariomycetes, Hypocreales, Cordycipitaceae. Bases 1 to 306 code for a protein of 101 amino acids.